Vitis vinifera (wine grape) is the source of this 1105-nucleotide messenger RNA. RefSeq names its product probable glutathione peroxidase 5. The coding region runs from base 186 to 821 and encodes 211 amino acids. The record is from RefSeq and is a predicted model, not a curated record. The transcript is spliced from 5 exons. Lineage: Eukaryota; Viridiplantae; Streptophyta; Magnoliopsida; Vitales; Vitaceae. Gene Ontology annotation, biological process: response to oxidative stress. Gene Ontology annotation, molecular function: glutathione peroxidase activity.
GUCGUCUCCAUUUUAAUAUGCUGACAUAAACAACCAUCCGAAAUCCUUAGGCUGAGAGUCCUUUGCCUCGCUGGAGAGGAUCUUCUUCCGGUAUCCAACCAUAUUCAUAAAGUUGAUGGGAUCCAAACCUAACAUAAAAAGUUGAUAAAGAGCUACUCAAGAAUCCGUAGGGCAUAAAAAAAGAUAUGGGUGCUUCCCAAUCGGGUUCAGAAAAAUCAAUUCAUGAAUUCAGAGUCAAGGACUAUAAGGCCAAGGAUGUGGACCUCAGUGUUUAUAAAGGGAAAGUUCUUCUGGUGGUCAAUGUUGCCUCCAAAUGUGGGCUUACCGAUUCGAAUUACACCCAAUUGACUGAGCUCUACAACAAAUACAAGGACAGAGGUUUUGAGAUCUUAGCAUUUCCAUGCAAUCAAUUUCUGAAGCAAGAGCCUGGGUCGAGUGAGCAGGCACAAGAAUUUGCAUGUACAAGAUACAAGGCUGAAUAUCCAAUUUUUCAUAAGGUUCGUGUAAAUGGCCCUGAUGCUGCACCAGUCUACAAAUUCCUCAAAGCACACAAAAGUGGAUUUCUUGGAUCUAGGAUCAAAUGGAAUUUCACCAAGUUUCUAGUUGAUAAGGAAGGAACUGUCCUCGCCCGCUAUGGCCCAACAACUGCCCCAUUGACCAUUGAGGUACUGUCCUCUCUCUAUACAUAUUCAUGUGAGUGUGUUGUGGUGGUGGUGGGGUGUUGGCCACUGAUUUUUAUUGUCAUUUCAAAAUACUUACUUCUUUUCUUUUUCUUUCUUAAAAUGCAGGCUGAUAUCCAGAAAGCCUUGGGAGACAAGUGAGGAACUUCAUGUUCAGUAUAGAUAUAAAUGUGGAUUAGUUCAAUUAGAGAACAUGAUAAAAUUAAUUAAAAGAAUGAUUCUGGUGUUCUAUUCAGUUAAUAAGUUUGUAUUGGUUGUAGUAUCUAGCCCUUGUAAUAUAUGAUGAUACGCUCUAUUUCCAUGCCUUGCUCUAUGGCUAGAAAUUUAGGUACUUUUACAUUUUCCUUUUAAGCGUGAAAUUGGAGUUCUGCUUGUUCCUUUGGAUUUCUUCAAUGGAAGCAUAUGUUAUUUUUCUUUGUUGACAA